ACGAAGGGCUGCGCCUGUCACCCCCGCGUCCCGGACUUGCUGUGGAGAGCCCGGCGCCAUGGCGGUUCUGUUGGAGACCACUCUGGGAGACGUGGUCAUCGACUUGUACACGGAGGAGCGGCCGCGCGCCUGCUUGAAUUUCUUGAAGUUAUGCAAAAUGAAAUAUUACAACUAUUGCCUUAUUCACAAUGUACAGAGAGAUUUCAUCAUACAAACUGGUGAUCCUACAGGGACUGGCCGUGGAGGGGAAUCUAUUUUUGGACAACUAUAUGGUGAUCAAGCAAGCUUCUUUGAGGCAGAAAAAGUGCCAAGAAUUAAGCACAAGAAGAAAGGCACUGUAUCCAUGGUGAACAAUGGCAGCGGUCAGCAUGGUUCUCAGUUUCUUAUUACUACAGGAGAAAACCUAGAUUACCUUGAUGGUGUUCAUACAGUGUUUGGGGAGGUGACAGAAGGCAUGGACAUAGUCAAGAAAAUUAAUGAGACCUUUGUUGACAAGGAUUUUGUACCUUACCAAGAUAUCAGGAUAAAUCAUACAGUGAUUUUAGAUGAUCCAUUUGAUGACCCUCCUGAUUUAUUAAUUCCUGAUCGAUCACCAGAACCCACAAGGGAACAGUUAGACAGUGGUCGAAUAGGAGCAGAUGAAGAAAUUGAUGACUUCAAGGGAAGAUCAGCUGAGGAAGUAGAAGAAAUAAAGGCAGAAAAAGAGGCCAAAACACAAGCUAUUCUUUUAGAGAUGGUGGGAGACCUACCUGAUGCAGAUAUUAAACCUCCAGAAAAUGUGCUAUUUGUGUGUAAACUGAACCCAGUGACUACAGAUGAGGAUCUGGAAAUAAUAUUCUCAAGAUUUGGGCCAAUAAGAAGUUGUGAAGUUAUCCGGGAUUGGAAAACAGGAGAGUCCCUCUGUUAUGCUUUUAUUGAAUUUGAAAAGGAAGAAGAUUGUGAAAAAGCAUUCUUCAAAAUGGAUAAUGUACUUAUAGAUGACAGAAGAAUACAUGUGGAUUUUAGCCAGUCUGUUGCAAAGGUUAAAUGGAAAGGAAAAGGUGGGAAAUACACCAAGAGUGAUUUCAAGGAGUAUGAAAAGGAGCAGGAUAAGUCAUCCAAUUUGGUUCUGAAAGAUAAAGUAAAGCCCAAACAGGAUGCAAAAUAUGAUCUUAUACUCGAUGAGCAGGCAGAAGACUCAAAAUCAAGUCACUCCCAUACAAGUAAAAAACAUAAGAAAAAAACACGCCAUUGCUCUGAAGAAAAAGAAGAUGAAGAUUACAUGCCAAUCAGAAAUACUAACCAGGAUAUCUACAGGGAGAUGGGGUUUGGUCACUAUGAAGAAGAAGAAGCCUGUUGGGAGAAGCAAAAGAGUGAGAAGAGAGACCGGCCUCAGAAGCGUAGUCGUAGUCGAUCUCGAGAUAGGGAUGGCCACUACGGCCACAGCCACAAGUCCAGAUACCAAGCAGAUCCGUAUGAGAGAGAAAGAAGCAAGAAGAGAGAACGAAGCAGAAGUCCAAAGAAAUCCAAAGACAAAGAAAAAUCUAAGUACAGAUGAAAAGUGAAGAGUUUACUCUUGCCUAACUUAAGAAACUGGAGACAUGUCCACCCACAGUUUUGUCAAAGCAGUUAUAAACUCUGCUUCUUGUUGUGUUUUCUUUCAUAUUAGGAUUAUGGCCCUUUUAGAUUGAUAACAUAGGGCUCUGAAAGAUAACUGAACAGUUUUUUGUGUAUCUUUUUUUAUACUAAUUUUGUUGUUACACCUAAGUGGCAGAAUUCAUUUUCAAUGUCUUUUACUCUUGUUUUUAACAUGCAGUAUUUCAUACUACAAAAGACACAAACAUGUAUAGAUAGUAUAAAGAAUAAUAAAUAUAAAUAUCUGUGUACCCAUCA
Molecule: messenger RNA, 1872 nt
Organism: Dipodomys spectabilis (banner-tailed kangaroo rat)
Lineage: Eukaryota; Metazoa; Chordata; Mammalia; Rodentia; Heteromyidae
Gene: Ppil4
Product: peptidylprolyl isomerase like 4
Exons: 13
Coding region: 59-1537 (492 amino acids)
Biological process (GO): protein peptidyl-prolyl isomerization
Cellular component (GO): nucleus
Molecular function (GO): peptidyl-prolyl cis-trans isomerase activity; RNA binding
Source: RefSeq, a predicted model, not a curated record